Molecule: messenger RNA, 1618 nt
Organism: Cloeon dipterum
Lineage: Eukaryota; Metazoa; Arthropoda; Insecta; Ephemeroptera; Baetidae
Product: lipase 3-like
Exons: 9
Coding region: 259-1527 (422 amino acids)
Biological process (GO): lipid metabolic process
Molecular function (GO): hydrolase activity, acting on ester bonds
Source: RefSeq, a predicted model, not a curated record
GAUUAAAUGUUAUGCGUGUUUGCGGUUAGCGCGCGGGGAGAGCGGCGUAUUGAUAUUCGAUCGACUUAUUCACCUCGGUAACACGAAAAGCCACUCGAUCGUGUUGACCACUCGCGAAGAUGCAAAUGAUACCCCUGGCUGAUAACAUUGUGCACGCGGCAUGCGUUAUCGUCGCUCUUGAUUAGCCCAGCCCGCUCAGCAGAUAUAUUGGCCGUGCAAAAUAUCACUUUGAUAUAGUUCGGCUCGGAGGAAAUCAAGAUGAGACAAAUCGUGGUUUUGGGGCUUUUGAGCUUGGCCGUCGUGGCCUACUCGGGCAUCAGCCCUGCCAGAGAGCUGGACUUAUCCUCCCUGAGCCGGAUUUUGAACUCGAAUCCGGAAAAACUGCAAAAACUGCAGGAGAUGCAGCGUUUGUGGAAGCUUGACGACCACCCCGACAUCGGCAAGCCAACUCCUGACAUGAUCAGACGGCAAGGCUACCCCGUGGAGGUGCACUGGGUGACCACCGAGGACGGCUACAUUUUGGAGGUGCACCGAAUUCCGAAUCCGGGCAAGCCGCCAAUUUUCCUGCAGCACGGACUCCUUUGCGCCUCCUCCGACUGGGUCAUGAUGGGCUACACUCACGGACUCGCUUAUCUGCUUUUCGAUCGCGGAUACGACAUCUGGAUGGGCAAUAGCCGCGGCAACACCUACUCGAGAAAUCACACCACCCUUAACCCCGAUACGGACUCUGAAUUCUGGAAUUUCAGUUGGCAUGAAAUGGGACAUUUUGACAUCACGGCCGAAAUCGACUACGUGUUGGAGCAGACGAACAACACUGAGCUCGUCUACAUGGGCCACUCGCAGGGCACGACGCAGUUUUUCGUCAUGCUGUCCGAGAAGCCUGAAUAUAACGCCAAAAUCAAGCAGAUGCACGCGCUCGCACCUGUAGCCUUCAUGAGCGGAGUGCGCAGCCCGCUCGCUCUCAUCGCACCUUUCGUCGACCAGAUCGAGUGGAUUAUGAGCAUGUUUGGCGUGGACGAGUUCCUGCCAAGCUCCGGCUUCAUGGAAUUUAUCGGGCAAGCUUUGUGCAACGAUGGUGCCUGGACUCAAGUUAUUUGCUCAAACGUCCUCUUCCUCAUCGUCGGAUUCGACUCAAAGCAGCUUAACGAGACCGCACUGCCUGUAAUUAUGAGUCACACGCCUGCCGGGGCAGCCACGAAGCAAAUUCUGCACUACGCUCAGGAGAUGAACUCUGCCAAGUUCAGGCAGUACGACUACGGCUACUUCGACAACAUGGACCACUACGGCCAGCACGCGCCUCCGCAGUACGACCUGUCCAAAAUCACCGCCAAAAUUUAUUUGCACUACAGUGAAAACGACUGGAUGUCGCAUCCUAAUGACGUGGUUGAGUUGUUCGAAAAGCUGCCUAAUUGCCUGGGCAAGUUCCGAGUGCCGCUGCCUGAGUUUAAUCAUCUCGACUUUUUGUGGGCGAUCGACGUUAAAGAGCUGCUGUACAACACAAUUUUUUCUCUGCUCAACAGAGAGUAAAUAUUAAGGAACCAAUUUAAUAAACAUUUUUACGCAACUAAAAAUUAAUCAGCAAUGAUUUCGUUGAUCUUGAUGUGAAUAAAUCUGAAAA